Peromyscus eremicus (cactus mouse) is the source of this 2839-nucleotide messenger RNA. It is a transcript of the gene Arcn1, whose product is annotated as archain 1. Gene Ontology annotation, cellular component: cytosol; COPI vesicle coat. The transcript is spliced from 10 exons. The record is from RefSeq and is a predicted model, not a curated record. Bases 163 to 1698 code for a protein of 511 amino acids. Gene Ontology annotation, biological process: retrograde vesicle-mediated transport, Golgi to endoplasmic reticulum; Golgi localization; endoplasmic reticulum to Golgi vesicle-mediated transport. NCBI's taxonomy places the organism in Eukaryota, Metazoa, Chordata, Mammalia, Rodentia, Cricetidae.
GGUUGGAGACGUGGCUUGGGGCCGCCAUCUUGGCCAGAGGCGAAGCGGCGGAGGCUCCUGUCAGGGGCAGCAGGUCCGGAGCGGCCCGAGCUCCGCUUCCCUGGGCCGCAGCCCGAGCCCCAGCGGAGCCAGAGCGUGGUGCGCCCCACCUGCGGCCUCACCAUGGUGCUGUUGGCAGCGGCGGUCUGCACGAAAGCGGGAAAGGCUAUUGUGUCUCGACAGUUUGUGGAGAUGACCCGCACUCGGAUUGAGGGUUUAUUAGCAGCUUUUCCAAAACUCAUGAACACUGGAAAACAACAUACUUUUGUUGAAACAGAGAGUGUAAGAUAUGUCUACCAACCUAUGGAGAAACUGUACAUGGUGUUGAUCACUACCAAAAACAGCAAUAUUUUAGAAGAUUUGGAGACUUUAAGGCUCUUCUCAAGAGUGAUUCCUGAAUAUUGCCGCGCCUUAGAAGAAAAUGAAAUAUCUGAGCACUGUUUUGAUUUGAUUUUUGCUUUUGAUGAAAUUGUUGCCCUGGGAUAUAGGGAGAAUGUUAACUUGGCACAGAUCAGAACCUUCACAGAAAUGGAUUCUCAUGAGGAGAAAGUGUUCAGAGCAGUCAGAGAGACUCAAGAACGUGAAGCUAAGGCUGAGAUGCGGCGUAAAGCAAAGGAAUUACAACAGGCCCGAAGAGAUGCAGAGAGACAGGGCAAAAAAGCACCAGGAUUUGGGGGAUUUGGUAGUUCUGCAGUGUCUGGAGGCAGCACAGCAGCCAUGAUCACAGAGACGAUCAUUGAAACCGAUAAACCAAAAGUGGCACCUGCACCAGCCAGACCUUCAGGCCCCAGCAAGGCUUUGAAACUUGGAGCCAAAGGAAAGGAAGUAGAUAACUUUGUGGACAAACUGAAAUCUGAAGGUGAAACUAUUAUGUCUUCUAAUAUGGGGAAACGUGCCUCGGAAGCAACCAAAGUGCAUGCUCCACCCAUUAAUAUGGAAAGUGUGCAUAUGAAGAUUGAAGAAAAGAUCACACUAACCUGUGGGAGAGAUGGAGGGUUACAGAAUAUGGAGUUGCAUGGCAUGAUCAUGCUUAGGAUCUCAGAUGACAAAUUUGGCCGGAUUCGUCUUCAUGUAGAAAAUGAAGAUAAGAAAGGGGUGCAGCUACAGACCCAUCCAAAUGUGGAUAAAAAGCUUUUCACUGCAGAGUCUCUGAUUGGCUUGAAAAACCCAGAGAAGUCAUUUCCAGUCAACAGUGACGUAGGGGUACUAAAGUGGAGACUGCAGACAACAGAGGAAUCUUUUAUUCCCUUGACAAUUAACUGCUGGCCCUCUGAAAGUGGAAAUGGUUGUGAUGUCAACAUAGAGUAUGAACUACAGGAAGAUAAUUUAGAGCUCAAUGAUGUGGUCAUCACCAUCCCACUGCCAUCGGGUGUUGGUGCACCAGUGAUUGGUGAGAUUGAUGGGGAAUAUCGACAUGACAGUCGGCGAAAUACUUUGGAGUGGUGUCUGCCAGUGAUUGAUGCCAAAAAUAAGAGUGGCAGCCUGGAGUUCAGCAUUCCUGGGCAGCCCAAUGACUUCUUCCCUGUUCAAGUUUCCUUCAUCUCCAAAAAAAAUUACUGCAACAUACAGGUUACCAAAGUGACCCAGGUAGAUGGAAACAGCCCCGUCAGGUUUUCCACAGAGACCACUUUCUUAGUGGACAAAUACGAAAUCCUGUAAUACCAAGAAGGGAAGAAAGCUGAAAAGGAAGGAUUUCAGAUUAAUAACGAAGAAGCCAAAAGUGGCUGAAGAGUUUUUCCAAAUUUACAAGCCAUUGGAGACCCCCUUUUUUCUGAUACAGUGUACAUCCUCUGCGCGCAAGGACCCUCAACUCCCCCCAGCGUUCUGGUGUCACAGAGACAUUCUUUGACAAAGAAACGACACUAACAUAAAGGGAAAGGCUGCUGAUUUCUUUGGCAGGUUUUACUGGCCAGUAGGAAAGCAAGCUCUCCAGGGAAUGUCUCGUAAACAAAACCUCUUCUGCCUUCAUAUAAGUUUCCCCUUUAUUUUAAUCCCUAAAUAUAGUUCUAUUUCAUACUUUGUUUUAAAAAGUUUUCUCCAUAGAUUUGAAUCUUUCAUGCCCCUUUCAGUUUAUUUUUCAGUACACUCAGUCAUGCACUGGGAUCAUCUCUUUGUAGGUAUUAUGUUCGGCACUCCUAGAACAAGUUUAUCUAACCCAUUCUUGACUUUAGACAAUACCAGUGAACUGCUUAUGGGAUGUAGAGUCUAGAAGUUGCAAUACAAGGUUGUCUUAUUUCCUCUCCUGCGUCCAUCCGUUGUUCCAUUUCUUUGCCAAGUUGUUCCCUUGUAAGACCUGACUUUCCAGUUACAAGCAGUACUGUGAAUCCCACUCCUGUCAAUAUGAAAGGUAGCUGAGAAGCAGCUUGCAGAUGGACACACCUUUUCAGAAUGCCUAAUAAGAUGGCUACAUCCAUUUCCACAUGUAAUCAUGUCUGCUGCCAGAGCUACCCAGCUUCCAGUUCACCACAUGUGGGGCAAUUAGUUACUGCGUAGUCACUCAUGGUGUUGCAGUCCACUUAGAUUCCUCAUGUCCACCUCCUCCUCCUCCUCCUCCUCCUCCUCCUCCUCCUCCUCCUCCUCCUCCUCCUCCUCUUCCCAGAUGCUCUUCAUCAGUCUCCUUUCCAGCAGAAAUGAGGCUAGUGAGUCUGUGCCAUUCCCUAUUAGACCUGAACCACCGAGGAGACCCCAUCUUCUCCAUUAGAGUGGUAGCAUUUUGAGAGACAAGUGAUUAUAUUGAUAUGUCCAGAGGACUUACUCCAAUAUACCCCGUUUCCUUCCAUCUCACCUGCCUAUCUGUUCC